UUGAUUUUCCAAUGACGUUCCUCCUGGGCGUGUACGUGUAAUAAAAAAGAUAUAUGUAUAUAUAUAUAUAAAAAACACUUUUUUGACAACAGUCUGAGUGUUUCUGGACCACCGGAGGACCUACAAAAACGUAUGUUAACAAAAUGGCGUCAUCAGCAGACAUUCUAGCCAAAGCCAACACCACCUUCUGCUUGGAUCUGCUGAGAAGAUUAAGCGACGAGGACAAGACUGCAAAUGUCUUCUUCUCCCCUUUCAGCAUCUCUUCAGCCCUCGCCAUGGUGAUGCUGGGGGCUGCUGGCAACACAGCCUCACAGAUGGCAGAGUGUCUGAAAAUUGAAGGCCAUGAUGAAAUCCAUGCCAGCUUUGCCAAAGUGCUGCUGGAGCUGAACAAUCCAAAAUCACUUUAUGCCCUCAGUGUUGCCAACAGGCUGUAUGGGGAGAAGUCUUACACGUUUGUUGAGGAUUUUCUAGCACAAACUAAAACACACUACAGAGCAGAGCUGGAGUCUGUGGACUUUAUAAGAGGACAUGAGGCAGCAAGGAUCAACAUCAACAAAUGGGUAGAGAAUGAGACACAAGGUAAGAUUACGGACAUACUGAUCCCAGGUGUGUUGAACGACAGGACCAGGCUGGUGCUGGUCAAUGCCAUCUACUUUAAAGGCGACUGGAUCCAGAAGUUUAAAGAGAGUUCAACACGUGGCGCUCAAUUUAGGAUUAACGAGAAUGUAACCAAACCAGUGAAGAUGAUGCAUCAACAAUCCACAUUUCCUUUGACUUUCAUAUCUGAAGCCAACUGCCAGAUCUUGGAGCUGCCUUACAAAGGGAAGGAUCUCAGCAUGCUCAUCUUUCUCCCCAUGAGUAUGAAGGGUGACUCAACUGGUCUGGAAACGAUAGAGACGCAACUGACCUAUGAGAACUUCCUGGAGUGGACUCGUCCAGAUAUGAUGGACGUAGUUGCGGUCAAGGUGGGGCUGCCUCGGUUUAAGAUGGAAGAGAAGUACAACAUGAAGAAUGUCUUGGUCAGCAUGGGGAUGUCAGAUGCCUUCAACAUGUCAAACAGUGAUUUUUCUGGCAUGUCUCCUGCCAAGGACCUGGUCUUGUCAAAUGUGAUCCACAAGGCCUUUGUGGAGGUGAAUGAGGAAGGAACCGAGGCUGCUGCUGCCGCCUGCGCCAACGAGAGUUUCUUAGGGUUACGCUGUAUCUCGCGAACACAUGUCUUCAUCGCUGACCAUCCCUUCCUCUUCUUCAUCCGCCAUAACCCGUCCAUGAGCGUGCUUUUUGCAGGCAGAUAUUGCUGCCCCGUGUGAGUUUAUGCUCCUCGGCUUCAUAUUAACCACUUGAGGAGGGAAUCACCACUUGAGUGGGCUGCUAAUGAGUGAUUCCAGGAUGCUUCUGCUUUUAACCACGGGUGUUCAACUACUGCAGGAACUCUUUCACACUAUUAGAGGUGAGUAAUUGUUAAUUAUGGCUCUUUUAUGGAGGUUAAUUUGUGUCUUUAUUACGAAAGCUUUUUUCUUUUAGACUGAAUUUAUGUAACUUAAUUUUUUGUGUUCAAAUUUUGUAAACUGAUUUUUUUUUACAUCAAAUUAUACUGACAAUUUUAUUGAAUGAAAGUUUUUUCAGUGCUUUAAAAUCCUGGUAAUAAAAAUUCAGUGUAUAAAAAUCCAGCGCAGAAAAAAUUGCUGCCUCGAACCUACUUUAGGUCAAUUAAGAUAAAAACAAAAAAUUCUGUCCCAGAAGUAGGCAAUGAGGGGUCAAGUUUGAAGUCACGGGUCUUGCAAAGCAGCAGAAAGGCAGUUAAGUGGGCUGCAUGGGCAUAAUACUACAUAAUGAACUUUUAAAUGAUUACAACGGUUAAAAUCUUAUCAGUCAUUAUUGUGUGAUCAGCUUUUAUCCUUUUUUGCAGAAUCUUGGGAUUUUGCAAAGUAUAAACAAACGUAACGUUUUGCUUACAGCAAACAAGUUACGUUUGUGUAUACCUUUCUUCUGGUGCCUAUGCCUGUUUAUCUUUUGAUUCCUGUGCUAAGUUUCGCCUUAGCUCCCCAUGGUUGUUUGUAUUUUUGUAUUU
Messenger RNA from Entelurus aequoreus (snake pipefish), 2068 nucleotides. Its product is annotated as leukocyte elastase inhibitor-like. Gene Ontology annotation, biological process: negative regulation of endopeptidase activity. The coding region runs from base 144 to 1307 and encodes 387 amino acids. NCBI's taxonomy places the organism in Eukaryota, Metazoa, Chordata, Actinopteri, Syngnathiformes, Syngnathidae. Gene Ontology annotation, molecular function: serine-type endopeptidase inhibitor activity. The transcript is spliced from 9 exons. The record is from RefSeq and is a predicted model, not a curated record.